UUUCUUUGUGUAGUAUUUGUGAAUGGAAAUUUUUGCAAGGACCUAGCACAAGUCAUAGCAAAUGAUUUUUUCUUCUCUGGACUCAAUAUUCCCGGAAACACGAGAAACAAAAAUGGAUUAAAUAUCACUCUUGUGAACGUCGAUAACUUAGCAGUUCUCAACACUCUAGGCAUAUCUUUGGCUUGCAUAGACUACGCACCAUAUGCCGUGAUUUCUCCUCACACUCACCCUCGCGGCACUGAGCUUUUGGUAGUCAUUGAGGGUACUCUCUUAGUUGGUUUUGUCACAUCCGACCCAAACAAACUUUUCACCAAAGUUCUAAAUAAGGGAGAUGUCUUUAUAUUCCCAAUUGGUCUCAUUCACUUCCAAAUCAACAUAGGGGAGACUGCUACUCUUGCCUUUGCUAGUUUCAACAGCCAAAAUCCUGGGUUUAUCACCAUAGAGAACGCGGUCUUUGGAUCUAAUCCUCCCAUCAAUCCUGAUGUGCUCAUCAAGGCCUUCCAACUAGACAAGGGUGUAGUUGAAUAUCUUCAAAAGGCAUUUGUGCCAAAUUAG
This is a messenger RNA of Quercus robur (English oak), 555 nucleotides long. RefSeq names its product germin-like protein subfamily 1 member 16. The record is from RefSeq and is a predicted model, not a curated record. Gene Ontology annotation, cellular component: cell wall. Gene Ontology annotation, molecular function: manganese ion binding. The transcript has a single exon. The annotation marks the transcript as partial. Lineage: Eukaryota; Viridiplantae; Streptophyta; Magnoliopsida; Fagales; Fagaceae.